This is a messenger RNA of Mercenaria mercenaria, 4303 nucleotides long. RefSeq lists its product as uncharacterized. The transcript is spliced from 10 exons. Gene Ontology annotation, cellular component: plasma membrane. The record is from RefSeq and is a predicted model, not a curated record. Gene Ontology annotation, biological process: urea transmembrane transport. Gene Ontology annotation, molecular function: urea transmembrane transporter activity. NCBI's taxonomy places the organism in Eukaryota, Metazoa, Mollusca, Bivalvia, Venerida, Veneridae. The coding region runs from base 628 to 2925 and encodes 765 amino acids.
UUUCUCGGUAACAAGGCUACACACACAGCGUUAGGAUUAGCAGUUGCUUACUUCAGUAGAACGUUUGCAGACACGGGUGAGGUACGGGGUCAAGUUAACAACUCGUGCGAAGGAAUUUGAAAUGUUGCGUGUAAUUUUGAAAAUUUAUUUAUACUGGAGAUAACCAUAUUCUGGGAAAACUUUGAGGAAGGGGACUCGAACCAGCUAGAUACCACCAUGUAAGAAAUGUUGCUAUGCAAGUAUUUGUAAACAACGGCAAGCUGUAAUGGUCUAUAACAAUGUGAACUGUGAAAAGUAACGCUGUAAUAUAUCUAUAGUGUUCCAUUGCUGCUGAACAUUCUCCAGCUGGUUUUAUUUGUUUAGAUUUAAGAUAAACAUACAGUUAUCUGAAAAUGGGAAUAAAACUCAUAUUCGUUUGAGCAUAUGGUUUAAAUUGUGCACGUAAGAUUUGUAACAUUUAAAGGACAAAAGAUUUGGUGAUGUUUCAUUUAGACGAUGUAGUGUUACAAAGAAACUGACUUUAAAUCUGUAAAUAACACUAGUUUUAAAGUAAAGUUUUCAUGGCUAGACAGUGGUUUAAUUGUACAAAAGGACAUAUAUAAUAAGUUACAUCAAGGGAUAUCCAAAAUGGAUGGCAACGCAACGUUAGAGUGUCCGUUUGAUUUGGCAACCCCCAUUGGAAAUUCAGGUGUUGAGCCAGUGCUGGAGCGGUAUGAGUCUGCCCUGUUGAUGAUUCUCGGGUUUGGUGGGUUCUCAAUCAUUCUAGCAUUGGUACAUAAUGCGGUGAGGAAGCAUAUUUUUCACGACGAACACAAUUUGGACACAACCUUUGACGCCGGCGGGAAUGUAUCUCUUAGUUUGACGGCGGUGACUGUUGCUUCCCAACUUAUAUGGCCAGGGGAUAUUCUGCACAGUGCUACACUCACAGCUAAGAACGGCAUUGCGGGACCAUUUUGGUAUGCAGUGGGUAUCAUCUUUAAUAUUUUUAUUUUUCCAAUCUUCUCCGUCCAGUUCAAAACAAGAGCACCGGGUGCUAAAACCUACUUACAGGUGAUACAUGCCAGGUUUGGUCGUAAUGCACAUAUAGUUUUCUGCUGCUUUGCCUUAGUAACCAACCUGGUCAUUACAAUUGGAAUACUUCUAGCUGGCAGAGCAACCAUCCAGUCGCUGACCAAGGAUGCCUCAGAUGAAUUUACCCUUCUUACAAUGGCUGUAUUGUUCGGCUCAUACUCCUUGAUUGGAGGUCUUGGUACUACUUUUUAUGUGUCAUACUUCAAUGCCUGCCUUGUGUUUGUUUUGCUUAUUGUUUUCGUUGUGAAAAUUUGGCACAAUACAGACGAAGACUAUGCCGCCAUUGGUAAUGUGGAAAAGAUGUACAACGCGAUCACUUGCAUCAAAGGUCCGGAGGAAAAUUACGAACACAGUUAUCUGACCUUCCGAUCAGGCGUCGCCUUUCUCUUUGGAGUUAUCGAGGUAUUUGUAUCAUCAGCGGUGACGUACUGCGAUCAAGCCUCAUGGCAAAGCCGUAUUGCUGCCAAGCCAACCCAAGGUGUGUACGGUUUCCUGCUUGGCGGGCUCAUAUGGUUCGCGAUACCGUCCACAAUGGCAACAACCACUGGACUGGCUUACCUUGCACUCAGCUCGGAAAAUAAGACAAACCUGCUUACAAAUGCACAAAUAGACGAAGGCCUGGUUACACCUUUAAUCGCAGAAACUGUUUUGGGAAGUGCCGGUGGUAUUCUUGUGUUGACCAUGGGAGCAAUGGCAUUGAUGUCGACAGGGUCAGGAGAGGUCAUGGCAAUGUCAUCAAUUAUCGUUUAUGAUAUAUAUCAAACAUACAUUCGUCCAUUCAGACGUGAGUUGACAGAAAUUGACUGUGUACUGUGUGGCAAAAAGAAGAAAGAUAUCGUGAAGAAAAAGAGCAACAAGAACAAUGCAACGUCUCGAUGUGAGUGCCCGGAUGUCUCCUGUUGUCAACAAUGCAAAGAUGAUAUGAAGAUUCGGAGUGUGCAACAUUCUAAUGGCAUAAAGCCUCCAUAUACGUGCAGUACGCAUGGACGCUACAGAGAGUACCAGGACAGCCUGAUAGGCUUCAAAGACUGGUGUAUUGUCAUGGUUACAAUUUCAAUCAUACCUCUUGGCCUGGUCGUGUUCGAAACCGGAAUAGAUCUGAACUGGAUUUUCUACAGUGGCGCAAUUGUGACCAUACCUUGCUUUCCUCCAGUGAUACUUUCUAUAAUAUGGGUGAAAGCAACCGGAAAGGGCCUCAUUUCAGGUGGAAUUGCCGGUCUUUUAUGUGGAAUCGCUGCUACUCUUGCUGCUGCCUCAUUCUACGAAGGGGGACUUGGUAAAUUUCUUCAAAAUACCGUACAAAACUAUGCCAUUUUGGCAGGAACAUGCAGUAGUUUUGGUGCAAGUCUUUUCGGCUGUAUAAUAGUAUCACUUUUCACUCAUAAAAUCAAAAGUAUAGAUGUUGAGAACUUAGAAUGGCAAAAGAUGUACGACAUAGAAAAUCCUCUAAAUCCUUGGGAACUGAACUACAGAGAGGAUUUGAAAGGCUUGGAAUACGAGGGUAAACCAACUUUUGAACAGAUGGCGGCAACUUUCAGACGCGCCAAACUUGUAGCUUAUAUCGGUGGCGCUGUGUGCAUUGUUGCUUUUGCAGUGGUGAUACCCGGAAUUAUGGCUAUGUUUCCUAAGAUGGACCUUACCCAGUUUUCCUUUUGGAUUUGGGGCACACAAAUAUUUGCCGUUGUCAUGGCACUCAUUGUUGUCAUAGCACCGAUGACUGAGGAGAUUCAUAAAAUAAUGAAAGAAUAUAGGAAGAGUGCAUGCAAAAUGAAUGGUGGAUAUGGACAAAUGAACACCAUUAUAGCGGAAAAAACGGACGUAAACGAUAGCAAAACUCCUGUUACUAAUGUGUAGUUGUAUAUACCCAUUUAAGGAGACGAUAAACAUAUAACUGUAGAAAACAACUGUACCUCCCGGUAGUUUAAUCAAACCUUAUAUAAAUAUAGUUAUUGUAUCAGUAUUGUGUCAUUUGAAAUAACUUUCAAAUAUGUAAGCAAACGUCACAUUACAUGUUGUAUUUCUUUAAGGUAACAUAUAGACAGUAUGACACAAAAUGUUAAAAGUAAUUGAAUAUUGUUUGGCUUGAGAUAGAAAGCGGUAACACGAUGUUUAUAUGGUUUAUAUGAUUUUUGUUGUGAGACAAUCUUGUUAUUCUCAGUGUGACGUUUAAAGCUUUCUUUACUAGAACUGGUAGAAUCAUUAUCCGUGAAUAUAACAAGUCCGUAUAGGCAGAUUGGUUUAAUGAUUAAAUAUGUAUCCAUGAAUAUAAUUAUAAUGAUAACAUAUGAUGUAUCCAUGUAUAAUAUAAUUAUCAAAUAUGUAUCCAUGAAUAUAGUAAGAUUGGUUUAAUGAUCAAAUAUGUUCCCAUAAAUAUAACAAGAGCUGGUCUAUAUUCGUGAAUAUAUUGUGAGUUAGUCCAAUCACCAAGUAUGUAGGCAUGAAUAUAGCAAGAAUUGGUUGUCUUAUGAUCAAGUAUGUAUCCAUGUAUAUAUAAUGAUCAAAUAUGUAUCCAUGAAUAUAUAGCAAGAUGGUCUAAUUAUCAAAUAUGUAUUCAUGUAUAUAUAAUGAUUAAAUCUGUAUCCAUGUCUAUAGCAAGAAAUUGUUUUAUUAUCAAAAGUAUAUCCACGAAUAUAAAUAGGAUUGGUCUAAUUGUCAAAUAUGUAGGACGCAAGCAUAGACAUAAUCAGAAUAAAUGGUGUGGCUUUGUAGGAAAUGCCUUCCUUAAUUGUUUUUUGUUUGUAUAAUACAGUCAAAGAUACAGGUGAUACAGGUUAAGUAAUUUUCUAAAGCCCUGUCUGUAGUAAUGUCAGAUAAAUGUUAAGCAAAUGUUUCCAAGUAAAUCUGAAGGUAUGGUUUGUAUAGUUUUGAGGUGAAUGAGUGAUGACGUUAUACAAAUGAUUUUCAUAAAAUAAGGUCCUUUUAUCACAAAAAAAAAGAUCGUUGGGGUCACAAAACACGUCUGAUUCGAGUACAGUUUACAAACUUAGUACGCACAUUUUUCUGAGAGGUAUUUGCAAACAACAUAAAUACCAAAUUACCAAAGCUUGGCAAAGUUUUAAUUGGAUGUCACUGAAACAUUUGACACUUAUAAAAUGUACUUUUUCUGAUUUUUUACAACAGUGAACGGUAUAGAGUAGACAGAACAAAUGUAAUUCUGUUGUACUUUUAUAUACAAAUAUAUAUGUGUGCCACGAAGUCGUUUAGAUUAGAUUAUAAUAAAAUCUAGAUGGUA